Messenger RNA from Nymphaea colorata (pocket water lily), 1068 nucleotides. Its product is annotated as NDR1/HIN1-like protein 1. Lineage: Eukaryota; Viridiplantae; Streptophyta; Magnoliopsida; Nymphaeales; Nymphaeaceae. The transcript has a single exon. The record is from RefSeq and is a predicted model, not a curated record. The coding region runs from base 85 to 687 and encodes 200 amino acids. Gene Ontology annotation, biological process: defense response to other organism.
CCAAUCAUCUAAAGACCCAUCCCCUUCAUUUCUCUGCUCACUUCUUCCUCUUCCUCCCUAUCUGUCUCUCUGUGAGCAUCCGCCAUGGCGAAGGACUGCGGCAAGCAUGGAGACGGCAAGGAGAAGCUGUACCGGAAGCUCUUCGCGGCGCUUCUGGCCUUCAUCAUCGUCGUGCUGUUCGUGAUCCUGGUGAUAUGGCUCGUGCUCCGGCCGACGAAGCCCUCGUUCGUGCUGCAGGACGCCGACAUCAUGGAGUUCAACCUGACGGCCCCCAACCUGCUGACGUCGAGGAUGCAGGUGACGGUCGCGUCGCACAACCCCAACGGCCGGGUCGGGAUCUACUACGACCGGCUGGAGGUGUACGCCACCUACAUGGGCCAGCAGAUCACCCUCCGCACCGUGCUCCCCUCGACCUACGAAGGCCACCACGACGUCAACGUCUGGUCGCCUUUCCUUCUGGGGCCAAGCGUCCCCAUCGCUCCUUACCUCGCCGCCUCCCUCGACCACGCCCACGAGUACGGCGUCGGACCCUUCUCCAUCCGCGUCGACGGCCGCCUCCGGUGGAAGGUCGGCAGCUGGACGUCCGGCCACUACCAUAUCCACGUCGAGUGCGACGCCUACCUCUCCUUCUCCGGCCGCUCCACCCACACGGUCUUCCCGACGUCCCAGUGCUACACCGACGUCUGAGCGCCGUUCCCCUUCUUCUCCGCUGUAAGAUCGCCCUGCCCUGCCGAUCCCCUUUUCCUCCCUUCCUGUACACAUCUUUUCUCCCUAAGGAUAUUUUAGUCAAUUGAGGUCACUCCAAGGCGGUGCCAAGCCGGUAAUAACAUGAGGAAAGCGGUAAGAAACCAAAACAAAUAGCCUGUAAAGGAGCAGCCUUGUUUUCGUAAUUUGUAUAGCGUGCGGCUCCUUGUAUGAAUUUUCCAAUUUUCUUUUGAAUUUUAUUUUUGUGGGUUUGGAGAAGCGAAGUGAGAAAAAGCGGUGUAUAAUGUAUUGAUUGUGCGCCUUUUGCACUCAUUAUAUCGAGAGCCAAGGUCAUAGUAGGGGUAAAUAUGUCAUUUCAUAAGU